AUGUCGGAUUUUGGAAAUUGGUACCAGAGUGUACCAGAAAUAACACGAUAUUGGCUCACGGGUGCAGCCGUUUUGCCAUUAUUGGGCCGGUUUGGAUUGCUUAGUCCAUAUUAUAUGCUACUUGAAUGGCAUCUUUUCUUCUACAAAUUUCAGAUAUGGCGUCCUUUGACCGCCCUUUUUUACUAUCCUCUAUCUCCACAAACAGGAUUUCAUUGGUUACUGAUGCUUUAUUUUCUGUACAGCUACUCGAAAGGUACAGAAACUGGAGUAUUUGACGGUCGACCCGCUGAUUACUUAUUUAUGCUUAUUUUUAAUUGGAUCGUGUGUACUAUUAUCUGUAUGGCUGCAGGUGUAUAUUUCUUGCUGGAGCCAAUGGUAUUGAGUGUUCUUUACGUUUGGUGUAAGUUCAAUCAGGAUGAAAUUAUUCAAUUUUGGUUCGGCACGCAGUUCAAAGCCAUGUAUUUACCAUGGAUAUUGGUCGCGUUUAACAUGAUAAUACGUGGUGGUGGUAUGCAUGAGUUGAUUGGUAUAUUAGCUGGUCACUCAUAUUACUUAGUUAUGUUCCAGUUCCCUCAAGAUUACGGACUACCUUUAUUCUUGAGAACUCCACAAAUUUUAUACAAGUGGUUUCCAAACAGAAUUGGCAACGUUUAUGAAUUCGGUAGAGCUCGAUCGAACAGAAGACCGGCUGCGGGUGAUGGCCAGGGACAUAAUUGGGGUCAAGGACGCCCGUUGGGUGGACCUCAAUAA
Molecule: messenger RNA, 750 nt
Organism: Anisakis simplex (herring worm)
Lineage: Eukaryota; Metazoa; Nematoda; Chromadorea; Rhabditida; Anisakidae
Source: the annotation of a GenBank genome assembly